AGGAAGUCUUGCAAAAAUGGACACUCACCAACCGCAAGCAAAUGUAGCUGGUGGAGCACGCGCCUAUCAGAGUUAACUAGCUUCUUUAAUCUGACGCGAUCACACACAAACCUCAUUCAUGUUAGAGAAAGGAAGGAAGUCUUCUUGCUACUUCGCACUUUCUCACCCGCUGUUUCGGCUACGCUCAGACUAUUGGAUAAAUAUCGAGACAACGGUGUAUAAUUUUGAAACCCAGAGAUGGCCCAGGCAAAUAACUCGAUACAUAACUGCUCCUCAAUUGAUGACUUUCGCAACCAAGUCUAUUCCACCACCUACUCCAUCAUCACAGUUUUUGGGCUGGUGGGCAACGGCUUCGCCCUGUAUGUGCUAAUCCGGACCUAUCGGCAGUCCUCGGCCUUCCAUGUUUAUAUGCUCAAUUUGGCUAUCUCGGACUUGCUGUGUGUCAGUACGUUGCCCCUGCGAGUGCUCUACUAUGUCAAGAAGGGUCAGUGGGACCUGGGUGACUUCCUGUGCCGGAUUAGUUCCUAUACUUUCUACGUCAACCUCUAUUGCAGCAUCUUCUUCAUGAUGGCCAUGAGCUUCACGCGCUUCCUGGCUAUCGUCUUCCCUGUGCAAAACCUGAGCAUGGCCACCGAGAGGAGAGCACGUGCCGUCAGUGCCUUCAUCUGGGUGUUCAUCUGCGCCAGCAGCUCACCCUUCCUGCUCUACGGCCAGCACAAGGACAUGAACACACAGAAGAUGAAAUGCUUCGAGCCACCGGAGGAGGUGGGAAGGGUGCAUAAGCUGGUGAUGCUCAACUACAUCUCGUUGGUGGUGGGCUUUGGGCUGCCCUUCCUGGUCAUCCUGGUAUGCUAUGCCGGCAUUGUGCGGGUGCUGCUACGCAAUACGAACGGCCUGAAUAAGCAGCGCAACACCCGCAAACGUGCCAUCCGCAUGAUCAUCGUGGUCAUGCUGGCCUUCCUGAUCAGCUUCAUGCCCUACCAUGUGCAGCGCACCAUGCACCUGCACUUCAAACAGCACCAGGGUGCCUCAUGCGAAGACAUCAACUACAUGCAGAAGUCGGUGGUGGUCACAUUGUGCCUGGCUGCUGCCAACUCCUGCUUUGAUCCCAUGCUGUACUUCUUCUCCGGCGAGAACUUCCGUAGCCGUCUCUCCACCUUCCGGAAGACGUCAGUGAGCAUAGAGAACGCUCAGUGUUCCUCACGCCCACGUCGCUUGAGGCUGAGCAUCCAGGAGCAGGAGGAACAUGAACUGCAGAACUGUUGCCCUUAGGGUAUGAAGGUAAAAUGGUAGUUGGUCAUAAUGGAAGCUUAGGACAAAUUUGAAGGACAGUGUGUCUGCAGUGCAAAAAGAGAAGGAAGAUAUAGAUAAACAGACGUGAAAGUCUGAUAUAAACAUCCAGAAAGGGAAGGAAGCAAAAGGAUCAUGCAGAAUUUAUACAACAUGUUAUAUAUGGGUUAGCAGUGCUUUUUACGCCAGUUGUCUGUUUUCAGCAGCCUAUUUUUUUUAUAUUUUCACCACUGCUAGGUGAAUUAUAAUUUCAAGUUUCAAAUAAGUGAUAAUGUACAUAGUGUAUAUUUUUGAUGGUGUAUGUUUGAAGUGUUGUGUGAAACAAUUUGAAAAAUAAUACAAAUUAUUAAAUAAUAAUAAUUUUGUGAUGUGAAAAUAAACCAGUUAUGUUAA
Electrophorus electricus (electric eel) is the source of this 1683-nucleotide messenger RNA. It is a transcript of the gene cysltr1, whose product is annotated as cysteinyl leukotriene receptor 1. Gene Ontology annotation, molecular function: leukotriene receptor activity. The record is from RefSeq and is a predicted model, not a curated record. Lineage: Eukaryota; Metazoa; Chordata; Actinopteri; Gymnotiformes; Gymnotidae. Gene Ontology annotation, biological process: G protein-coupled receptor signaling pathway. Gene Ontology annotation, cellular component: plasma membrane.